UGCAGCUGGGACUCAGAGCUCCUGUGAGACACUACUACCCCCAGCAGGAUUAUAACUUGUGACUCGUCUGGCUCUGCUCCUCAGGAUUCCCACUUCUGCAUCCAUGGAAGGAACUGUCCCCGAGUGAGGGAUCCAGGACCCGGGGGGGACAGCGCUCAUCUGCGGCGAAAACAAUGAAAUUUUCAUUUAAGGAAACAAUGGAGGAAACAAUGAAUCACUGCUGCUUCUUAUUAAUCGUUCUCUUCGUUAGAAUGGCUCCAUGUUAUGGAUCUACUGUAAACUAUGCCGACCCAACACUAAUGCCGCUAGCGCACGAGGAUGCCAGAGUAAGAGAAAAAAUUAUGAAUUCACAGUUCAAAUGUUAUGAGAAAAUGAAAAGGGAUCCUCCAUAUUCUAAAUCAGGUCUAUAUUGUAACCGCACCUGGGAUGGAUGGUUGUGCUGGGAUGAUACAACCGCUGGACUUAAUGUGACUCAGAAUUGUCCCGACUAUUUUCCAGAUUUUGACACCACCGAAAAAGCUUCAAAAUAUUGUGACGAGAAGGGAAACUGGUUCCAACAUCCCGAAAGCAACAGGACCUGGUCCAACUACUCCAUGUGCAUCAGCUUUACCAAGGAGAAGCUGAAGAACGCCUAUAUCCUGUACUAUAUGGCCAUAGUGGGACAUACCUUGUCCAUCAUCUCCUUGCUAAUUUCACUUGGAAUUUUCUUCUAUUUCAAGAGUCUCAGCUGCCAGAGGAUUACACUUCAUAAAAAUCUAUUUUUCUCCUAUGUGCUGAAUUCUCUGUUUACAAUUGUUCAUCUUACCACUGUGGUACCAGAUCUAGACCUCGUGAAGAAGGGACCUGUUAGCUGCAAGGUUCUGCAGUUCUUCCACCAGUAUAUGAUGGGAUGUAACUACUUCUGGAUGUUGUGUGAAGGGAUCUAUCUCCACACAUUAAUAGUGGUGGCCGUGUUUGCUGAAGAACAGCAUCUGCAUUGGUAUUAUCUCCUUGGCUGGGGGUUUCCGUUAGUGCCUACAUCGAUUCAUGCCUUUGCAAGAACAAAAUAUUUCAAUGACAAUUGUUGGAUGAGUGUGGAGACACAUCUAUUAUACAUUGUCCAUGGGCCAAUCUUGGCGGCACUAUUGGUCAACUUAUUCUUUCUUCUGAACAUCGUACUCGUUCUCGUGACAAAAUUACGGGACACUCACCGCGCGGAGUCCAACAUGUAUAUGAAAGCCGUAAGAGCUACGCUAAUACUGGUGCCGCUGUUAGGUAUCCAGUUUGUUAUCUUUCCAUGGAGGCCAGAGAAUCGACUGGCAGGAGAGAUCUAUGACUACAUUAUGCACAUAUUGAUGCAUUAUCAGGGAUUACUUGUUGCUACGAUCUUCUGCUUCUUUAACGGGGAGGUACAAGGUGCAGUGAAGAGACAAUGGAUGCAAUAUAAAACCCAGUGGGGUCAGAGAAGAAGAGAACAUUGCUCUAUGCGUUCUACUUCCUACACAGCAACAUCCAUAACAGAGGUCCCUAUUUACCUCUACCCUCAUGAGUCCAACAGCGAACAUUUAAAUGGAGAGUAUGGAGAGGACUUGGAGAAUACAGCACUCAACUCUGGGGAUACAUACACCUGAUUCUCCACCAGACUUAUGAGAUUUGCAAACCAUGAGCUCAAGUCCUCCAUGGAAAUAAAGCCUUCAACAUAAAUGUUGACGAGAAGACUCAUUUGUAGGGAUCCACCCUAUGAAGGGACUUCUGAAGCUCAGCUGGUCAACCUACUUAAGUCCUACUUCAUGGGAAUAAUGGAAAUGACCAGUUUUUGUCUAACAUGCUUCUGCCAAUUCAGGGAAUGUGAAAUUUAUAUCAUGUGGUGGUAGACAGAAUCACGAUGACUGAGAUAUUUCCACCACUCAUUGUAAAGGGCAAGGUCUUCUGAAACCAAAUGGAAAAACCUUGGACAUUGUUGCCCGUCUGAUAUCCUUUCAUCAUUGUAUAAAAUGGACUUUUGGCUGCAGAAUGCAGAUGUAUAUCUGUGUUUCAUUAGUAGUAGGAUAUUACGUUUCACAAAGAUUAGAUCUGCUCGGUCAGUUCUUUCACAAGAGCACAAAUUUGAUUAACUUGACGUGGUGCUAGGUGGCUCCAUGGUUAUCAUUAAGCUUUUUCAUCUGGAAAUAGUGGUGUGGUUUGAUAUGACCUCCUGCAGUAGAUGUGGUAGGUUCUCAAAAGUUUCCAGAAGUAAUGUCUAUGCUCACUCUGCUGUUUUCGGAACUCCCAUAGAAGUGAAUGGAGGGUGGCCACACUUGCACGGUGUAAUAUUAAUCACUUUAAGGGAUCCGUUCUGAAGAUAGGUCCGAGAGGUGAGAUCUGCACCUAUCUUACAUCUGUACCAUAUCCUAGCGAUAUGCCAUCAAUGUAUGACAUGAGAUAACCCUUUAACAUAUUUUAAAAUCCCAGAGCUCUAUUUUUCUGAUACAGAGCUCCAUAUUAUUUGCUUUCCAUCAGAAAAACACAAAGUUAAAUAGAAUUUGUCAGCAGUUUUCAUUCUGAUGAACUGCUAACACCACUGGAUAUCACUGUAGGAAUGAAGUGUAACAAUACCUACAGUGCGUUGCCGAUCCGAUAUCAAGGACAACAGAGAAAA
Bufo bufo (common toad) is the source of this 2617-nucleotide messenger RNA. RefSeq names its product calcitonin receptor (gene CALCR). The transcript is spliced from 13 exons. The record is from RefSeq and is a predicted model, not a curated record. NCBI's taxonomy places the organism in Eukaryota, Metazoa, Chordata, Amphibia, Anura, Bufonidae. Gene Ontology annotation, cellular component: plasma membrane; axon. The coding region runs from base 174 to 1610 and encodes 478 amino acids. Gene Ontology annotation, molecular function: calcitonin receptor activity; amylin receptor activity. Gene Ontology annotation, biological process: positive regulation of cytosolic calcium ion concentration; adenylate cyclase-activating G protein-coupled receptor signaling pathway; cell surface receptor signaling pathway.